Molecule: messenger RNA, 1509 nt
Organism: Cryphonectria parasitica EP155
Lineage: Eukaryota; Fungi; Ascomycota; Sordariomycetes; Diaporthales; Cryphonectriaceae
Product: mitochondrial phosphate carrier protein 2
Exons: 4
Coding region: 169-1314 (381 amino acids)
Biological process (GO): mitochondrial phosphate ion transmembrane transport
Cellular component (GO): mitochondrial inner membrane
Molecular function (GO): phosphate transmembrane transporter activity
Source: RefSeq, a predicted model, not a curated record
CAUUCCCCUGGCCUUCCACGGGGAAUACCGGAAGUCCGCUAUUGCCUAGUGCUUAUUUAUACCUCGAGAGCGAUUAAACCUACUUCGCAUCUCGAAUCUGAAGAGGUUCAGUUUACUGACGAUAGCUGAAGUAGCUGCGUGAGAUUUCACACCCCUCUGCCUCACAGGAUGUCGCACCUCUACCCUCGUUACGAGGUCCUCCAAAAGACCUUCCCCAGCCAGUCCCAGGAUGGGCUGAAGGCACGAAGCAGCCGAGGUGCCACUCCGUACCAGGCUCGCAUGGACCUCUACUCUGCCUACUCGACCAUAGAGGACAAGGCCAAGAAGCUCUCUGCUGAAGCGACUGCCGAGUUCAACAAGGCUUCUGCUGCGGCGCAGUCUAAGACGGGCGCGAUUGAGCUCUACUCCGGCAAGUACUAUGCCGCGUGUACCUUUGGUGGAUUGCUGGCCUGUGGCCUGACGCACACGGCUGUCACACCUCUCGAUGUUGUCAAGACCCGGCGACAGGUGGAUUCGAAGUUGUACACGGGCAACUUCCAGGCCUGGGGGAAGAUCUACCGGACCGAGGGACUCCGUGGUAUCUUCACUGGCUGGAGCCCUACCUUCUUUGGCUACUCCGCCCAGGGCGCCUUCAAGUAUGGCUGGUAUGAGUAUUUUAAAAAGACGUACGCGGACAUCGCCGGUCCUGAGGCUGCCUACAAGUACAAGACCGGUCUCUACCUUGCUGCCUCUGCCUCGGCCGAGUUCCUGGCCGACAUUGCUCUGUGCCCCUUUGAAUCGGUCAAGGUGAGGAUGCAGGCGAAGAUCCCUAGCCCUUAUACUGGCACCUUCCACGGUCUCAGCACUAUUACGGCUACCGAAGGUUUUGGUGGUCUCUACAAGGGUCUCUAUCCUCUCUGGGGCCGACAGAUCCCCUAUACCAUGAUGAAGUUCGCCUCCUUCGAGACCAUUGUCGAGAUGAUCUACGACCGCAUGCCUGGAUCCAAGAACGACUACUCAAAGGCCACCCAGACUGGCGUUUCUUUCGUCGGUGGCUACCUGGCCGGUAUCUUGUGCGCCAUCGUCUCUCACCCUGCCGACGUGAUGGUCUCCAAGUUGAACGCCUACCGGAAGCCGGGUGAGUCGUUUGGAACUGUGACCUCCAGGAUUUACGCAGACAUCGGCUUCAAGGGACUGUGGAAUGGUCUCCCGGUGAGAAUUGUAAUGAUCGGAACUCUGACUGGCCUGCAAUGGAUGAUCUACGAUUACUUCAAGAUCUAUAUGGGCUUCCCCACAACUGGUGGUGCAGCACCCCCUGCGAAGGCGGAAGAGUAAGCUCAUUGAAGAUAGGGGAAGAGAGAGAAAAGAUGAUAUGGGUGUCGUAUCGAGGAUGUGGGCAAUUGCAUCCUAGAACAGAUGACCAGGUCGCUGACUGACCUGGGGACUUGUAUUCAAAUGGCUGUGGCAUACAUCUGCAAUAUUCCGAGUUACUGAUACAUCAUGAUACAUUGUGGUCUUCGUACUUAAGAG